UGUGACAUUAAGAGUUAAGCUUUGAAAAAGCAAGAGAAAGCGCCCUCCAUCCUCAAACCAAAUCGCUGGCCUCCGUCUCCAAACUGAGGAAAUGAAACUAAGAAUACAAAGGAAGGGGAAAGGAACUUUUUCAAGCAGUUUACUCUUAUUUCUCCACACCCCCUUUCCCCCCAAUAAAAAGAGGAGAAAGUAGGUUUCUUCCUGGCUUCUUUCCCCUAUUCCUAAGUUUGUUUUUUUAAAGAUACUUUGGCGUUUGUGAGGACUAUCUGAAAUAUCUGGGGGCUUGUAAUGCCGAGGGGAGGACAGAGCGCCGGCCACUUUCCUGCGAGGGCUUUUCUCGGAUCAUCCUCGGUGACCGGCCUCGCUUCAUCCCACCUGCCAUUCAGCGGCCAAGGAGAGGAGGGGGGAGUCGGGCUCAGCCCGGUUGCCCGUUUAAGAGGCGUGUCGUCCCUCCACGUGCUUUCGUUAAUGACCAGCCACAGUGUCCCUGCCCAGCGCUACCUCUGCUCCCUCCACUAUCUGCCUGGCUGAAGGGAGCUGUGGGUGUAUGCUGAGGAAAGAUGGCUUUUUGGUCUCAGCUGGGACUACUGCUUUGGAAGAACUUUACUUUUCGAAGAAGACAAACAUGUCAAUUAUUGCUUGAAGUGGCCUGGCCUCUGUUUAUCUUCUUCAUAUUGAUUUCUGUUCGACUCAGCUAUCCACCCUAUGAACAACAUGAAUGCCACUUUCCAAACAAAGCUAUGCCAUCUGCAGGAACACUUUCUUGGGUUCAGGGGAUUAUCUGCAAUGCUAACAACCCGUGUUUCCGCUAUCCAACCCCUGGUGAAUCUCCUGGUGUUGUUGGAAACUUCGACGAGUCCAUUCUUUCACGGCUGUUCUCAGAUGCUCGGAGACUCCUCUUAUACAGUCAGAAAGAUACCAGUAUGAAGGAUACACAGAAGCUUUUGGGAACUUUGCAGAGACUGGGGACUUUCAACUCAAGCAUGAAACUUCAGGAUUUCCUGGUGGACAAUGAAACCUUCUCUGGAUUUUUGCAGCACAACCUCACCAUGCCCUAUCCAGCUGUGGAGGAGGUUCUGGACACUGAUAUUGGUCUCCAACAGGCUCUUUUAAAUGGCUAUAAGUGGAAGCUGAAAGACCUAUGCAAAGAAUCAAACUUAACAAUUAAACUUCACAACCAGAAAACAGGAGGACUUUGUGAUCUGCCAAAAGAAAAACUAGAUGCAGCAGAACAAGUCUUCUCUUCCAACAUAGACCUUCUGAAACCUCUCCUGAAAGGAAUAGACUCCCAUUCUGUCCUGCCAAACCAGGAGCUGGUUGAAACAAUGAAAACUAUGUUAGAUAGUCUUGGAAAGCUAGCCAAAGAGUUAUCCAGCAUGAAGAGCUGGAGUGACAUGAGACAAGAGGUGUUAUUCCUGACCAACAUGAACGGUAGCAGUUCCUCCACCCAGAUCUACCAGGCAGUGUCUCGAAUCAUGUGUGGCCAUCCUGAAGGUGGAGGACUGAAGAUCAAAUCCCUUAAUUGGUAUGAGGACAACAACUACAAAGCCCUAUUUGGAGGAAAUAGUACCGAAGAGGAGGUGACAAAUUUCUAUGACAAUUCUACAACUCCUUAUUGCAAUGAAUUGAUGAAGAAUCUGGAAUCUAGUCCUCUUUCCCGAAUUAUCUGGAAGGCUCUAAAGCCUCUCCUUGUUGGAAAGAUCCUAUAUACCCCUGAUACUCCAGCCACAAGAACAGUCAUGUCUGAGGUGAAUAGGACUUUUCAGAACUUGGGUGUCUUCCAUGACCUGAAAGGGAUGUGGGAAGAGAUCAGCCCCAAAAUCUGGACAUUCAUGGAAAAUAGCCAGGAAAUGGAUCUCAUCCGGACUCUGUUGGAUGAUAAAAUCAACAGCAAUCUUUGGGGACAGCACUUGAAUGGUUUAAACUGGACGGUUUCGGACAUUGCAGCCUUUUUAGCUAAGUACCCAGAAGAUGUCCAAAUAGCCAGUGGUCCAGUGUACACCUGGAGAGAAGCUUUUAAUGAGACAAAUCGAGCAAUCCAGACAAUUGCUCGAUUCAUGGAGUGUGUCAACCUAGACAAACUUGAGCCAAUUGCUACGGAAGUUCGACUGAUCAACAAGUCUAUGGAGUUACUGGAUGAAAGGAAGUUCUGGGCUGGCAUAGUGUUCACUGGCAUUGCUCCUGAUAGUGUUGAACUACCUCACCAUGUCAAAUACAAGAUCCGGAUGGAUAUUGACAAUGUGGAAAGGACAAACAAGAUCAAGGAUGCGUACUGGGACCCUGGUCCUCGGGCGGAUCCCUUUGAAGAUCUGCGCUAUAUCUGGGGGGGCUUUGCAUACCUGCAAGAUGUGGUGGAGCAAGCCAUUAUCCGGACAUUGACAGGCUCUGAGGAGAACACUGGCAUUUAUGUGCAGCAGAUGCCUUAUCCUUGUUAUGUCGAUGACAUAUUUCUGCGGGUGAUGAGCCGCUCAAUGCCUCUCUUCAUGACCCUGGCUUGGAUAUACUCUGUGGCUGUGAUCAUUAAGGGGAUCGUGUAUGAGAAGGAGGCCCGACUGAAAGAGACCAUGAGGAUCAUGGGUUUGGACAACGGCAUCCUUUGGUUUAGCUGGUUCAUUAGCAGUCUCAUCCCUCUCCUUGUGAGCGCAGGGCUACUGGUAUUAAUCCUGAAGCUAGGAAACUUGCUGCCCUACAGCGACCCCAGCGUGGUCUUCCUGUUUCUCUCCGUCUUUGCUGUGGUAACCAUCUUGCAGUGCUUCUUGAUCAGUACGCUCUUCUCCAGAGCCAAUUUGGCUGCAGCUUGUGGUGGAAUCAUCUACUUCACACUCUACCUGCCCUACGUCCUGUGUGUUGCUUGGCAGGACUACGUGGGUUUCUCUCUGAAACUUUUUGCUAGCCUUCUGUCUCCUGUAGCCUUUGGGUUUGGUUGUGAGUACUUUGCCCUCUUUGAGGAGCAGGGCAUUGGAGUGCAGUGGGACAAUCUUUUCGAGAGCCCUCUAGAGGAAGAUGGCUUCAAUCUUACUACCUCAAUCUCCAUGAUGCUGUUUGAUACCUUCCUAUAUGGUGUGAUGACCUGGUAUAUUGAGUCUGUUUUUCCAGGUCAAUAUGGAAUUCCCAGGCCCUGGUAUUUCCCUUUUACCAAGUCUUACUGGUUUGGUGAGAAAAGUGAUGAAAAUGGUCAUCUUGGUUCCAGGCAAAAAGCAACUUCAGAAAUCUGCAUGGAAGAAGAACCCAGCCACUUGCGCUUGGGGGUUUCCAUUCAGAACCUGGUAAAGGUUUAUCGAGAUGGCAUGAAGGUGGCAGUGGAUGGCCUUGCACUGAAUUUCUAUGAAGGGCAGAUCACAUCUUUUCUGGGACAUAAUGGAGCUGGGAAAACCACCACCAUGUCCAUCUUGACUGGCUUAUUCCCCCCAACCUCGGGUACUGCUUACAUCCUUGGGAAAGAUAUUCGUUCAGAGCUGAGCACUAUAAGGCAGAACCUGGGGGUCUGUCCUCAGCAUAAUGUGCUUUUUGACAUGCUAACAGUGGAAGAACACAUCUGGUUCUAUGCCCGCUUAAAAGGGCUGUCAGAAAAGUGUGUAAAGGAAGAGAUGGAGCAGAUGGUGUUGGAUGUGGGUUUGCCACACAAACUGAAAACUAAGACGAGUCAGUUGUCUGGAGGAAUGCAAAGAAAACUGUCUGUGGCUCUGGCCUUCGUUGGAGGAUCUAAAGUGGUCAUUUUAGAUGAACCAACAGCUGGGGUGGACCCUUACUCUCGCAGAGGGAUAUGGGAACUGCUUCUGAAAUAUCGUCAAGGUCGCACCAUCAUCCUCUCCACUCAUCACAUGGAUGAGGCAGAUAUACUGGGUGACAGGAUUGCCAUAAUUUCUCAUGGGAAGUUGUGUUGUGUGGGCUCCUCUUUGUUUUUGAAGAAUCAGCUGGGAACAGGGUACUAUCUGACCCUGGUCAAGAAGGAUGUGGAUUCCUCCCUCAGUUCCUGUAGAAACAGCAGCAGCACAGUGUCUUACCUGAAAAAGGAGGACAGCGUUUCUCAGAGCAGCUCUGAUGCAGGUCUGGGCAGUGACCAUGAAAGUGAUACUCUGACAAUAGAUGUUUCUGCCAUAUCCAACCUCAUCACAAAGCAUGUCUCAGAGGCUCGGCUAGUGGAGGACAUUGGGCAUGAAUUAACCUACGUGCUCCCCUAUGAAGCUGCCAAAGAAGGAGCAUUUGUAGAGCUUUUCCAUGAAAUCGAUGACCGACUCUCUGACCUAGGCAUUUCGAGUUAUGGCAUCUCAGAGACCACAUUGGAGGAGAUAUUCCUUAAAGUAGCUGAAGACAGUGGUGUAGAUGCAGAGACCUCAGAUGGAACCUUACCUGCGAGAAGGAACAGACGUGCCUUUGGGGACCGCCAGAGCUGUCUGCGCCCAUUUACUGAAGAUGAUGCUUUUGAUCCCAAUGACUCGGAUGUAGACCCAGAAUCCCGAGAGACAGACCUCCUCAGCGGCAUGGAUGGCAAAGGCUCCUACCAGGUGAAAGGUUGGAAACUCACCCAACAGCAGUUUGUGGCCCUUUUGUGGAAGAGGUGGCUGAUUGCCAGGCGUAGCAGGAAGGGAUUUUUUGCUCAGAUCGUUCUGCCAGCAGUAUUUGUCUGCAUUGCCCUUGUAUUCAGUCUGAUUGUUCCUCCUUUUGGCAAGUACCCCAGUCUGGAACUGCAGCCGUGGAUGUACAAUGAACAAUACACAUUUGUCAGCAAUGACGCUCCAGAAGAUGCAGGCACUCAAAAACUCUUGGAUGCUUUGACCAAGAGCCCUGGUUUUGGUACUCGUUGUAUGGAAGGACAAUCAAUUCCGGAUAUGCCCUGUGAGGGUGGUGAGGAUAAAUGGACUACUGCCUCUGUCCCCGAGUCUGUGAUGGACAUUUUCUGGAAAGGGAACUGGACAAUGAAGAACCCUUCACCUGCCUGUGAGUGCAGUAGUGACAAGAUAAAGAAAAUGCUCCCUGUGUGUCCCGCUGGUGCAGGUGGAUUGCCUCCUCCUCAAAGAAUACAAAAUACAUCUGACAUCCUUCAGAAUUUGACUGGAAGAAACAUUUCAGACUAUCUGGUGAAGACCUAUGUCCAGAUCAUAGCAAAAAGCCUAAAGAACAAGAUCUGGGUAAAUGAAUUUAGGUAUGGUGGAUUCUCACUGGGUACCAGUAACGUGCGUGGAUUACCUCCAAGUAAUGAAAUUAAUGUUGCCAUCGACCAAGUAAAGAAAGUCUUUCAGCUGACCAAGGAUAGUUCUGCAGAUCGAUUUCUCAAUAGCUUAGGAAACUUCAUGACAGGACUGGACACCAAAAAUAAUGUCAAGGUAUGGUUCAAUAACAAGGGUUGGCAUGCCAUUGGUUCCUUCCUGAAUGUCAUCAAUAAUGCCAUCCUCAGAGCCAACCUGCCGGAGGGAAAGAAUCCCAACAACUACGGCAUUACAGCUUUUAAUCACCCUCUGAAUCUGACCAAGCAGCAGCUUUCCGAAGUGGCCCUGAUGACUACUUCAGUAGAUGUCCUUGUUUCCAUCUGUGUAAUCUUUGCAAUGUCCUUCGUCCCAGCCAGCUUUGUUGUGUUUUUGAUCCAGGAGCGCGUCAGCAAAGCUAAACAUCUACAAUUCAUCAGUGGUGUAAAACCUGUCAUCUACUGGCUUUCUAACUUCGUCUGGGAUAUGUGCAAUUAUGUGGUACCUGCCACCUUAGUCAUCAUCAUCUUCAUCUGCUUCCAGCAAAAGUCUUAUGUGUCUUCCACCAACCUUCCUGUCCUGGCUCUUCUCCUCUUACUUUAUGGGUGGUCAAUAACCCCUCUCAUGUACCCAGCCUCCUUUGUGUUCAAGAUCCCCAGCACAGCUUACGUGGUCCUUACUAGUGUGAACCUCUUCAUUGGGAUUAAUGGAAGUGUGGCCACUUUUGUUUUAGAGCUCUUCACUAACAAUAAGCUCAACAAUAUUAAUGAUAUUUUGAAGUCUGUGUUUCUGAUAUUCCCUCACUUCUGUCUGGGCCGAGGGCUAAUUGACAUGGUGAAAAACCAGGCAAUGGCUGAUGCACUAGAAAGGUUUGGAGAAAACCGUUUUGUCUCUCCACUCUCCUGGGACUUGGUGGGAAGGAAUCUCUUUGCUAUGGCCGUGGAAGGGGUGGUCUUCUUCCUCAUCACUGUACUGAUCCAGUACAGGUUCUUCAUCAAGCCCAGACGCGUAAUUGCAAAACUUCCUCCUCUAAAUGAUGAGGAUGAGGAUGUGAGAAGAGAAAGGCAGAGGAUAUUGGAUGGUGGUGGACAGAAUGAUAUUCUAGCAAUCAAAGAACUAACUAAGGUCUAUAGAAGCAAGAGGAAACCUGCAGUUGACAGGAUCUGUGUUGGCAUCCCUCCUGGAGAGUGCUUUGGGCUUCUGGGAGUGAAUGGGGCUGGAAAAUCAUCAACCUUUAAAAUGUUAACUGGAGACACCAGUGUGACAAAAGGAGAUGCUUUUCUCAAUAAAAAUAGUAUCUUGUCAGACAUCCAAGAAGUCCAUCAGAACAUGGGCUAUUGCCCUCAGUUUGAUGCUAUCACUGAGCUGUUGACAGGAAGAGAGCAUGUGGAAUUCUUUGCGCUCUUGAGAGGAGUCCCUGAGAAAGAAGUUGGCAAGGUUGGCGACUGGGCAAUUCGAAAACUAGGUCUUGUGAAAUAUGGAGAAAAAUAUGCUGGGAAUUACAGUGGUGGCAACAAGCGAAAACUUUCAACUGCUAUUGCUUUGAUUGGAGGGCCUCCAGUGGUGUUUUUGGAUGAGCCAACCACUGGCAUGGAUCCAAAAGCCCGCCGCUUCUUAUGGAAUUGUGCCCUAAGUGUUAUCAAGGAGGGAAGAUCUGUAGUGCUUACGUCUCACAGCAUGGAAGAAUGUGAAGCUCUCUGUACCAGAAUGGCAAUCAUGGUCAAUGGGAGGUUCAGAUGUCUUGGCAGUGUCCAGCACUUAAAGAACAGGUUUGGAGAUGGCUAUACAAUAGUUGUACGAAUAGCAGGCUCAAAUCCUGACCUGAAGCCUGUUCAGGAAUUCUUUGGAGUAGCCUUUCCAGGAAGUGUCCUCAAAGAGAAACAUCGGAACAUGCUUCAAUACCAGCUUCCAUCUUCCCUGUCUUCCCUGGCCAGGAUCUUCAGCAUCCUUUCCCAGAACAAAAAGAGACUCCACAUAGAAGAUUAUUCUGUUUCUCAGACAACACUUGACCAAGUAUUUGUAAACUUUGCAAAGGACCAAAGUGAUGAUGACCACUUAAAGGACCUGUCAUUGCACAAAAAUCAAACUGUUGUAGAUGUUGCAAUUCUCAAAUCUUUUCUGCAAGAUGACAAAGUGAGAGAAAGCUAUGUCUAAGUUACCCUCUCCUUUCUGAGAGAGAGGCUGAGAGACAGAAGGAACCAGAGGCCUUCCUUUGCAGGGAAGUCAAAUGUUCCAGAGGAAGGGUCGGAGGAUUUCGUGGAAAAGAAACCAGACUGGACCCUGUGCUGAUACUCUACAAUGCAAUGCAAUUCAAUGCAAUGAAGACAAAAAAAUUCCAUUACAGGGGCAGUGCCUUUGUAUGUAGUCUUUGCCUUGUUGUACGGCUCUCAAGUGAAAAGACUUGAAUCUAGUUUGUCAAUUUAGUCUAACUAUGGGAAACUGUAGAAUGGAACCCAUUGGGUUUUAAAUCGUCCCUUUUUGUUCCUUUUAUAUUUUUACUAGGGUUGCAACAAUAAUUCUUUGAGUAAUCAUGGCCAGUGAUUAUUUAUUGAAAUUAUAAAGCAUGCCCAUCCUUAGUCAUUCAAUCCUGGCAUGCCAGGAGUAGGGUUUCCUGGUGACACAUCCAUUGCUGGCAAUGAAUGCACCGAACCUGCUAGUGCCAAGAAAUGACAAAUUGAAGCACCAUGGCGUAAUGUAUGCUUUUUGUUGUUUUUUUUUUUUUUUGUGUGAAGGGAAAGCCUCAGUGACUGCUCUGUAAUUAAGGGACUGCUGAAAAAUCAGUUGACAGUCAACAAUGUGGAGCCACAAAUCAUCCCUUGGAAGGCAAUGCACUGCUUUGAUUGUCCCUUAUGUGAGUUGCUGCAGGAGUGGCCCCAUGCCAAAUUUUGGCUGCUCUGGACAGAUGGCCUUCUUAGUUCCUUUGUCACAGGAGAGUUUCCUGUUCUUCUUUCCUAUGACUCUUUGAGCCUAAUUUUAGUAAGGAGCCAAGACAGAGGAGCCAAACUGCAAGUAGAGAAUGAAUGCAACAGAUUCCUUGGCGGCACAUUGCUAAUGCUAGAGCACAUUUAGUAAAAGAGAGACAGCAUGCAAACUUGCUGGGUACUUUGUCCAUCUUUUCUCAGUUGUCCAAUAAAACGGUACCCUGCAUCUCAAGGUAAUUUUGUUCAACACAAAUGUAGUAGUAUUUCAGGCUCUGUGUAUUUCAACCAGAAUUUGGAGGGGGAAAAAAAGGUCAUUUUAUUUUAACAAAAGGUAUUGUACUUUUAAUGUUUUCCAUGUUAUUUGAAAUUUAAGUAUCGAUAUUAAGUAUUUUCUAAUUCAAUCAGUUUUUUGAAGAACAUUGUAGUGUAUUAUAGGGUGACUGCAAAACCUCAUAACCUGGGAUGUAUUUGUAGAUAUAUAACAGCACUAGUGAAAAUAAUAUGGUGUUAAAAAAAUCUCACUACAAUCUUAGAAUUGAAUAAUUUCAAGGUUGUUUGAAAUUUAUUUCAUUUAAGCCUAUCAGUCCAUAAGUAUUUUUUGAAAACUUCUUGCUGAUUAGAGGCACUUAAUCCCAGUAGAUUUCAUAUGUCAUGGUAUUUUACAUAUAAAUUGGUUUACAUAUGUUGGUUGGUGGAGAGAUACAGAAUCAUAACUACAGACUUUGUGUUGAGAAGACAAUCCCCUGAAACUAGUCAUUAACACCCUUCUUCAAGGAUCACCAAAUGAAAGGUGUCAGAUAACAACAGCUUAGAAAUGGUUAGAGACUCUGCAAGACCAAACAAAAACUGUAUAGAAAUUUGCUGACUUCAAAAGUGUACCUUGUUUACCGGCCACUACAAUACACUUAAAAAUGAUAGGCUUUGCAAAACCACAUUUGUAGCAGAUAAUCUUGUAGCCUCUUUUUUUUUUAAUUUAUUUAUCAUUGUUUUUUAAAUACAAAAAAAGGACAAUAUAUUGGUUUUUUUUUUUUUUUUUUGUUUUGUUUUUUUAAAGACUCUUAGCUGGCCUGAAAAUAGACAUAAUAAGAAUUACCUCCUUAUCAUGGAUAUGUCCAUAAAAAUUAGAUGAUGUUUAUAACCUUUGUAUUUUUUAGUGGAUAAACAUUUGGGAGUUGUGUGGAUGUUUUUUGCUUUAAAACAAUUCAAUUCAGUAAUACUUCAUGUAGCCUGCCUGGAUACAACAUAAAAAUAGGAGAGAACUACUGUGUAGUACAGUUGAAGUGCCUUUUUUCAUAUCAAGCUCCAUUUUUUAAAAAAGAUUUUAAAAACAAACCUUUUAAAGAGAGAUUUCAGAAAUUUUCAGGUUAGGUUGUAGUUUUGUUUAAAAUUAAUUUUUUUUAAUCAUCAGAGGGCUUAUUUGAAUGAUUAUCCACAAGUUUGUAAAAAAUUUGACUCCCGAGUAACAGCCUUUCAUCUCUUUAAAAGAUGAAUAUAUUUUCAAUAGUUCUUGCUAAGAGAUCAGCACAUUUUUGUUCUGACUACAUUCCUUACCUAAUGCAUAGAAGUUUCUAUUAAUGUAGAUUUUUGAGAUUCAAAGUGAUAGACUUCAAUUGGUUGUCUUUAUAAUCAUGAAAAUGAUCCAAAUCUAUGAAUAGUAGUAUUAUUGUUUUUUCAGACUCCUUUGACCAUAAAAAAAGAACAUUGAACUAAUAAACAUUUUUGAGAGAAAUAAUUUCAGCUUUCAAAACAAAAGUAUUUUCUUCUCCAUGUGGAGUCCCUCUUGAUAAGUUAUGUAAGAUAUUUCAUCUGAUUGAUUAUAAAAACUUAACUAAACAAAACUCAUUUUUAUAAAUCAGUUGAAGAAGAGAUUUUUUUUUUUAAAAUUCUAUGCUUAAAAUUAUAAAACUUAAUUUUGUCAACUCUCUGGAAACUUAAGAUUGUGGAUUUUAAGCCUUCCCAAAAACAAGCCUUGAAAGAUGUCUGCUAUUUUUUUUUUUUAUUUUCUUCUUGAUUCUUUGGAAUUUUGUCAAUAACUGUGAAUCUAAGAAAGAAGAAACAAAUCCUGAAACUACUGUGUUUUAAGUGUUCUGGGAGCUCUGCAGCUCUUGAAGAUUGUACGUCAUGUGUUCAUUGACUAUCAGUCAUUUACAAGGUGAUUUCUGUCGAUUUUUUUCCCCCUCUUAUAUCAGGUAAAAUUUUUCCAAAGAGCCAUGUGUUGUGUGGUACUGAACCACUUUGAUAAUGAAAUAUUCAUCUGAAUCCUUGUUACUAGAUGCUCUUUUAAAAAUUGUUGCAUCCCUUUUUAUAGUAUGUUAGUAUUUUACUAAGAUUAGGUAUAUUUUCCCCCUCACACCUCGUGAUAAAGCUCUGGUUUUUGUGCUUUUUCGAUAUUGUUGGUCCUUCAUUCCAAGCACUUUAUGCUGUCUGUAAUGGGAUCUAUUUUUGCACUGGAAUAUCUGUUAACUGCAAAAAAACUAGACAAGGUUUCACAAUAGAUUUCUAAGUUAAAUAAUUUUCAUUAAAAUGGAAAAAAAAAAAAGAAAAACUAUUGUCAGUAACUUUAUAUGAAUUAUUAAAAAAAUCAUAUUUCUAUGUUGUAUUGAGUCACGAAAAUAAAGCUGUGACAAUUC
This is a messenger RNA of Sarcophilus harrisii (Tasmanian devil), 10734 nucleotides long. RefSeq names its product ATP binding cassette subfamily A member 1 (gene ABCA1). Gene Ontology annotation, cellular component: intracellular membrane-bounded organelle; membrane. The transcript is spliced from 50 exons. The record is from RefSeq and is a predicted model, not a curated record. The coding region runs from base 561 to 7337 and encodes 2258 amino acids. Gene Ontology annotation, molecular function: ABC-type transporter activity; lipid carrier activity; ATP hydrolysis activity. Gene Ontology annotation, biological process: transmembrane transport; lipid transport. NCBI's taxonomy places the organism in Eukaryota, Metazoa, Chordata, Mammalia, Dasyuromorphia, Dasyuridae.